Molecule: messenger RNA, 1524 nt
Organism: Coffea arabica (coffee)
Lineage: Eukaryota; Viridiplantae; Streptophyta; Magnoliopsida; Gentianales; Rubiaceae
Source: RefSeq, a predicted model, not a curated record
CUGACAGAGUGACAGAAACUUCUUUUAAAUUGAAAGCUUAAAUGGCAAGCUAGCGGAAGCAAUCUCUUAGUACAUUUUCUUGCGGGAGUCCAGGCCCCUCUCUCCGUCUCAGUUCCUUAAACACGUAGACGGGGAGGAAAGGAAGCAAUCAUCAUUCAUCAAUGGGCGGAGAUAGAAUUUUCUCCAACAAUUUAUCAUCUGAAGACUUGGAUCGUGAGUCUGAGUUCCCAGAUCCAUCACUUGAUUUACCUACUUUUCUAAGUGAGGACGGUUGGGGUGCCAAGGUGGAGACUGAGUCAGUGUUAAACCAGGAGGUUGGCUUGCUUUCUGGGGAAUUUGGGGAAGUGGGUCAUCAAAAGUCUUCCAAGUCAGUGACUUUUGAGGCCUGUCAGAGGCGGAUACGCGCCAUUUACGCUGAAGUUUUGGGCAGUUAUGAGGAACUGCAGCGUCGGACUGGGAGUUUGGAGGAGGCCAAGAAUAGAAUAUUGAGUUAUACUCCAGGCUCAUGGAUACGAAAGUUUGGUGGCAGCAAAUUGGGGGACUAUCAUGUGCCAGAGAUAACAUCACUCCUAUUAGUUGGUCCUAAGGGAUCUGGAAAAAGCAGUCUCAUAAACAAAAUAUCCCGGGUGCUUGAGAAUGACAAAUAUGCACCAGAAAGAGCUCAAGUAUCAUAUAAUUCAUCUGCUGGAGAAGGGACCUAUUUCCUCCAGGAGUAUGAAAUCCCAAGAGGAUCAAAUUCUUUCUGCUUGUAUGAUACUCGUUGUUUGUCUGAUGAUUCAUCUGAAAACACAAAAAUCUUCAAGCAAUGGAUGACAAAGGGAGUUCGCAAUGGGGAACUAGUUAAAAGGCCUUCUGAUGGUGCAAUUGUAAAAGCUACCAUUAAAUCCAAAGCUCGCCGUAGUGGUAACCUUUCUGGUAAGGCCAGGGUGGUUAACUUUGUUGUAAUGGUUGUUAAUGGGCUCUCAGUAUUGGAAUCGAUGGACAGCUACGAUGAAGGAAAAAAACUGUACAAUCAAAUGAUUGCUAAAGAGUUCAACAAUCCAUACUUAUCAUUUAAAGAUGACAAGCCUGUUGUUGUCGUUACUCAUGGAGAUCUGCUUGCUCUUUCCGAUCGUGUUAGAGUACGUGUCUACUUGGGUGAGCUGUUGGGCAUCCCACCAAAAACGCAAGUUUUUGACAUUGCUGACUGCAAUGACUCAGCAACUGAGUUGACAAUAGCUGAUCUUUUGUGCUAUUGUCUUGAGCAUGCUGAUAAAAAUCUUCCUCCCAAUGCCGGCAAGAUGCAUACAACAUCUCUCCGGGCAUAUCUGUUGCUGUUAAUGGUGCUUGGUAUUGGAAUUAUUUUUGCGUGGAUGCAGAGUGGAUGUUUUCAUCGUCACAGCGCGCCUCCUCCCUCACACGUUGCUUUCGAUUGGCAUACAAUUCGACACUUGUGGUUGGGCGUGGACUAUGAUUAGUUCACGGAUCUCACUUUGUCAACCGCGUCAUGUUAAUAGAAGCUACUAAUAUACGUAUUCUGAAUAG